AACGAUUCGAAAAACAAAUAGGAAAACAUGGAAAUGAAAGAGAACACUGCCUGCGUACCAUUUAUCUCCCACCUUUCUGCUUGUGAUAGUGUUUUCACCGGGAAUUUUCAAAACAAUCUGCUGUCAUGUGAGGUUCCAAAUCGGCAAGAAACAACUCAUAAAAAGAUCUUCCCCUUUGUCGAUUCUAAUUUCAUCAGGCUUCAAUGAAAUAGUGCAAUUUUAGUUCGUAAAUUACAGGCGAUGGCUCCUUCCGCCGCAGGAGUUACCCCGCUCCGUGCACCACCCACAGUAACGGAACCACCUGCUCCGACCUGGGUCCGGGAGAGCAAUCUGCUCUGGUACCAUCGGUGGAUGAUCCGGGUGCUGCAGGCCGGUCCCAUACCCACGCACGUCGCGUUCAUCAUGGACGGUAAUCGGCGGUACGCCCGGAAAGCAAACAUUGCCAAAGCGGAGGGCCAUUCGGCCGGGUUCGAGAAACUUUCCGAAACACUGCAGUGGUGCCUGGAGGUGGGAAUCAGCGAGGUAACGGUGUACGCGUUCAGCAUCGAAAACUUCAAGCGCACACAGGAGGAGGUAGACACUUUGAUGAAUCUUGCGCGGGAAAAAUUCCAACGACUGUUGGCCGAACGGGACAAGCUGCACGAGCGGGGCAUCUGUAUCCGAAUCAUCGGCAACUGGGAUCUGCUGGAACCGGACAUUCGGCGUAGCAUCGCGGAAGCGGUACUGCUGACGCGCCACAACCGUAAGGCCAUCCUGAAUGUGGCGUUCGCGUACACGUCUCGGGACGAGAUAACACAUUCCAUCCGUACCGUCGCGCAGGCCGUCGGCGAUGGGCAGCUCGAACCGGAGGACGUCAACGAGGAGCUGCUGACGCGCUGCCUGUACACAAAGUAUUCCGCCGAGCCGGAUCUGCUGGUGCGUACAUCCGGCGAGGUGCGGUUAAGUGAUUUCCUGCUCUGGCAGUCGGCCACCACCGUCAUGUACUUUACCGAGACGCUUUGGCCCGAGUUCACCAUCUGGCAUUUGCUCGGUGCCGUGUUCUACUAUCAACGGGUACGCUGGCGAAUGCUGGACGUGCGAAAAGCGCUAGACCAAUACACUCACGGUGGUGUAGAAUUGUGUGGAAAGCGAAAGGAACGCAUCGGCCGUUUUUUGGAGUACGUGGAACGACAGGAAGAGCAUCAACUGGUGCGGCUGGUACGGGGGACGGGUAUAAAAUAAAAUCGAUCAGCUACCGCCGGGAACUUAGCGUGAGUGCGGAAUUAUGUUAAAUUUUGUUUUCUUUUCCACUAGGUGUUAUGUUAUAAACGAACAAUGCUAGAACAAUGCCAAUCGCAUCCAAAACCACUGUUA
Messenger RNA from Anopheles funestus (African malaria mosquito), 1353 nucleotides. RefSeq names its product dehydrodolichyl diphosphate synthase complex subunit DHDDS (gene Dhdds). Gene Ontology annotation, biological process: polyprenol biosynthetic process. Bases 241 to 1221 code for a protein of 326 amino acids. Gene Ontology annotation, molecular function: ditrans,polycis-polyprenyl diphosphate synthase [(2E,6E)-farnesyl diphosphate specific] activity. Lineage: Eukaryota; Metazoa; Arthropoda; Insecta; Diptera; Culicidae. The record is from RefSeq and is a predicted model, not a curated record. The transcript has 2 exons. Gene Ontology annotation, cellular component: endoplasmic reticulum; dehydrodolichyl diphosphate synthase complex.